Messenger RNA from Bactrocera oleae (olive fruit fly), 1746 nucleotides. RefSeq lists its product as uncharacterized. The record is from RefSeq and is a predicted model, not a curated record. NCBI's taxonomy places the organism in Eukaryota, Metazoa, Arthropoda, Insecta, Diptera, Tephritidae.
CUUGCUGGGUCGACAAAUUCUCCAACACUGCAUCGAGCCGAGCCAAAACUAUAUUGAAAGCAGAACGCUUAGUUCGGUUCAGACAGCAUUGAGAAGACAACACGAAAACAGAAAAUAAACAAUAAUAUUUAUUAAUAUAAAAAUUAUGAAAUUCAUAAACAUUGAGUACACAAAACGUGAAAAAUAUAAUUAACAAACAUGCAAUUGGUCAAAACACAACGAUUGUGAGCGCAAUAUAAAAUCAAUUAAUUGCAUUGCAGCAGCAUUGAGUAGACAAAAAACCGUCGAGUGCAACACAAACGUGCGGGCAUACAAACAAAAGCAUAAAAAAAAGAAAUUUGUAAUUUGUAGUAAUAUAUAACGGUUUAUUUUUUGUUGUCUUUGUAAUAUGUCACCUAUCGCGACAAUGUCUAACGUUUGUUUUUGCUUUUACACACUGGCAUUACUGCUAGUUUGGGUGAUUGUCAUUACAACGGCCGCGCCGCCCGAUCAGAAAUCCACCACACUUACGAAAUUUUGGGGUAAGAGUCCUGCGCAGGAGCAACGCUUGGAAAACAGCUGCAAAUCGCUGUGUGAACAAUGCAGUUGUAUGGGUUUCUAUUGCGGCGAGCAGUGUCUGUGUGAAUAUGACAAGCGUUUAAGUAAUCGCGGAGAUAGUGCCAGACGUAACGGCACAAAAGUCAACACGCGCUCGGAGGGGGAGUGCAUUGCCGCAAUGCAAAGUAAGGCUCGCAAACAGAGUCUGCCUUUCGAUGUACUCAUACAGGGACCAAGUAGUGAGCGUUUCAUACGUACCGCCAUGAAAUACGAAAUGGAUAAGGCGCGCGCUGCGGCCAUGCUGAGGAAUACGCCACCCAAGCGCACCACCAUCGCUAUUUAUCAGCCAUAUACGCCUGCAAGGGAUAAAACAUGGAGAUCGAUGGAAGCGCGUAAUCGUCGCUCAACGGAUCAAUUGGAUUGGUUUAGCGAUUUCGCGAAUACCUUAGUGCGUCCUGCGCCGCUACGCAAGACUGAUGACGCUAGCGGCAAUAAGAAACGUGAAACGCAGGGCAACGAAGAUGACUCUGUAGCCGAGAAACCCGAUUCAUGGUUUAGCGAUCAUGCCAAUCGUUUGUUACGGCCAGCGCCUAUUUUCCGACGACAUAAACCCCAGAAAGAGAUGAGUGAAGAGCUGGAAGACGAGCCGCGCGACUCACAGGAAACUGCAAUGCCACGCGUUGGACACCUAAUAAAGAAUACUAUCAGAAAUAUACAGGAAUCGGAUUUUGGCGAAAGCUUACGCACCGGUCUGCGUGAUAGCAGCGAUCUCUUGCAGAACACUCUUCAGAGCAGUAAUUUAGAACUGAUUCCCAAGCGCUUUCGUAACGACUUCGUUGAGGUGUUCGAUACAUGGCUGAAGAAUCAGCAAGUCACCGAACCAAGUGUGGAGGUAUCUCCGGUGCCGCCGCGCACAUCAUCACAUCUUUUCCUGCCUUGGUUCCGUCCUGUGCGCUUCCUGCAACACGUGCAACAAGCGCUUAACUAAGUACGAACCUCCCUAACACAAGGACACUUCAUAUAUUUCGUAUGUCACUUUUAUUUAUUGAAAUAUUACGAAGAUUUGGAUAGGCUUACGCUUUAAUAUUAACUUGUAUUCGUAAAUGUGUAUACAAUCUUCUAGAUAUAUUUAUAUUUAUAACAAUAUGUACACUGACGCACUUUGUACCGUUAUUCUUUUUAAUAAAGCCAUCACAACUUAGAAAUGUA